UCCGGGUUUCAGCAGUCUGGUCCAGAUCCUCCGCUCCUCCUCAGCUCAACACACACAUCCAUUGUACACAAACGGGCAGGCGGCUCACGCAUACACACGCACUCACACACAUACAGACACAUAUACACACAUAUACGCACACACGCACAGCAUCGAUCGUGGCUCCUUUAAGAAAGCCUAAGCCAGAAUUAUCACCCCACCUCCUCUUGAUCUCCUCUAGACGCUUUUGCAUAAGAAAAUCAAGCCGGGAACCGAGAGUGAUCAAAGAAAACGAGAGGAGAGCUGCUUCAUUUUUUAACUGUGAUUGUGACCAUUAACAUUUAGGUGGUGCCGAUCCCGUGGAGACGCGCGUCGGACCAUCAUUCAUCCGGUACUUUUGACAAGCCCUCGCGUUUUGACUGACAGGCGAAGUGGCAAAAAGCCAUGAGAGUCGCCAGUUUUGUUUGAGGGGCUAUUUUAUUUUCACACUGGUUUUGGAAAAGCAGCCUGGCGCCGCUGCUCCGAGGAUAGCCGAGGACCUAUUCGCCGCGCCUGGGCUAAACUUGCACAGUGAGCGGGGGCUGGCUCCACCGUUCCGUGGAAAAAAAGGCAUACGGGAUUUUGGCUGAAACAUCUUCCCAUUUACUUGGAUUUUCUUUCUUCAUUUUGUCUCCACCCUGGCCUCAGAGGGGAUUUAUCUAAACUGAAGGGACGACCAGGGAGUGAGGAGGGUUAUGGCGCAACGGUACGAAGACUUGCCCCACUACGGGAUGGACGGUGUGGGCAUCCCGACCACCAUGUACGGAGACCCACACGGCGCCCGGUCCAUGCAGGCGGUGCACCUCAACCACGGGCCCCAGCUGCACUCGCACCAGUACCCGCACACUGCCCACACCAACACCAUGCCUCCCAGUAUGGGCUCCUCCGUUAACGACGCUCUCAAAAGAGAUAAAGACGCUAUAUACGGGCACCCCCUGUUCCCUUUGCUUGCACUGAUUUUUGAGAAAUGUGAAUUAGCGACUUGCACCCCCAGAGAGCCCGGGGUGGCAGGAGGAGACGUCUGUUCAUCGGAAUCUUUCAAUGAAGACAUAGCAGUGUUUGCAAAACAGAUUCGGGCAGAAAAGCCCUUAUUUUCAUCGAAUCCAGAAUUGGAUAAUCUGAUGAUUCAAGCCAUCCAAGUUUUACGAUUUCAUCUUCUGGAGCUGGAGAAGGUACACGAGCUGUGUGAUAAUUUCUGUCACCGGUACAUCAGUUGCUUGAAAGGCAAGAUGCCCAUCGACUUGGUCAUAGACGACAGAGAGGGCGGAUCCAAAUCAGACAGCGAGGAAAUCACAAGAUCAUCGGUGGCCCUUGAUCAGACGUCCUGGAACAGAGAUCAUGACGACACAGCAUCUACGCGCUCUGGGGGCACACCGGGACCAUCAAGCGGUGGGCACACAUCGCACAGUGGCGACAACAGCAGUGAACAAGGUGAUGGCCUGGACAACAGUGUGGCCUCACCAAGCACAGGGGAUGACGAUGACCCGGAUAAAGAAAAGAAACGCAACAAGAAGAGAGGAAUCUUCCCUAAGGUGGCCACCAACAUCAUGAGGGCAUGGCUCUUCCAGCACCUAACGCAUCCCUACCCCUCAGAAGAACAGAAGAAACAACUGGCACAAGACACAGGACUCACCAUCCUACAAGUGAACAACUGGUUCAUCAAUGCGAGGAGGAGAAUAGUCCAGCCUAUGAUUGACCAGUCAAACCGUGCAGUAAGUCAAGGAGCUCCCUAUAAUCCAGAUGGCCAGCCGAUGGGGGGCUUCGUCAUGGACGGCCAGCAGCACAUGGGAAUCAGACCACCUGGACCAAUGGGUGGGAUGGGAAUGAACAUGGGCAUGGAAGGUCAGUGGCACUACAUGUAGCCCCACCCAAGUCUGACCCAUCGCAACACAAAGGGGGAUAACUGCAGGGCAAACCAGGGGAUCACCUGUCUCACUGAGGCCUACUGAGCAUGGGAAUGGGACUCCUGACUCCAGGACAACACCAGCCAAAAGCAAACCCCUCUGUCCACCUCCCAAGACAUUUUUAUUUGGCUGAUAUCUUCACCAUGGAAACCUUCCAUGACUGCCUUCAAACCCAUGCCUACUUCUCCAGUCGAUGCUGAUGCACAGAAGAUCAAAUCCUUCCAAACCCAGCCCCUCCAUGCUUGUCCUGAUAGACCCCUGCUUCUUCUCUGGUGGGCACCAGACUCUGCCCCCUUAAAAGUGAUUGCGAUCGAGAGCUUUGAUGACACAUAAGAGACACAUGGGGUCAUUUGCCUGUAUCUUUGGCGAAUAUGGCACCUAGUGAUAUAUUCUAGACCCUCUGGUGAACAAAAGAACCUUCCUGUGAAGAGCACUCCACUCUUUGGGACGAUGGAAAUGGACCAAGGAGAAGCCAAUGUCUGUAUCUGACAGGACACUAACAAAGCAGCAGAGGUGCCCUUUAAAAUGAUAGUGGAUUGAAACAUGGAGGGUGAAAAACACAAGAAAAGAGAAAGAAUGAAAGUUUUAAAAUAUAACUAUAUCAACCCCUUGUUUGGGAUGUGAGUGGAGACAAAAAAUAUACUGUAUACUGUUGUAAAAUUACGCUGGACUCUCACAUGGACUGGGAAUUUAAGUAUUGUAAAUGCUAUUGUAUUGUUCUGCAUAUUAUGUUGUUUCUAAUAGAUUUUUUAAAAAAGGAUGUGAACUUUUUCUCUUUUUUCUGGUUUCUUUCCACACUGUAUGUGUGCUGUAUGUGUAUGGGGACCUCCUGCCCCCUCCCUCCAUUGAAUCACAAUGCAUUUUUAAAAGAAAGAAAAAGCGAAUAAACGGACAAUAUGAUCAGUCGGUCAUUUCCUGCAGGCCUUUAUUCAUAAGGCGCGGUAACAUAGUUAAGGUGUCCUGUGUUUAUACAUACACACAGCUCAUCUGUGUACCUACAAAGUUACAAGGUGUAGGUGCUUGUAUUACUGUUGCUGUGUCAAAACCUUGUCACUCCAAUCUUGGUGCUUUUUUUUUAUGCUUUCAUAUCAAUUGAUUAUGCUCCUCUAAAAACAGAACCUUGCAAUUUGGUACAAAAAAGUAAUAGCAUCUUGGGAUAAUGAAAUCUUUUUUAAAAAGUUAUUU
Molecule: messenger RNA, 3107 nt
Organism: Sphaeramia orbicularis (orbiculate cardinalfish)
Lineage: Eukaryota; Metazoa; Chordata; Actinopteri; Kurtiformes; Apogonidae
Gene: meis1b
Product: Meis homeobox 1 b
Exons: 13
Coding region: 714-1880 (388 amino acids)
Biological process (GO): regulation of DNA-templated transcription
Molecular function (GO): DNA binding
Source: RefSeq, a predicted model, not a curated record